Molecule: messenger RNA, 519 nt
Organism: Phytophthora nicotianae INRA-310
Lineage: Eukaryota; Oomycota; Peronosporomycetes; Peronosporales; Peronosporaceae
Exons: 2
Coding region: 1-519 (172 amino acids)
Source: RefSeq, a predicted model, not a curated record
AUGACGAGGAAGAACGCGUCGCUCACCCCAAUUGCCAAGAACACUCUAAAAAGGUACUUGAUGCGCAUGAUCGAGUCUGUCGAGGCUAGGGUUGCUGAAGCGAUACCUGCCACGUUCGGCAUCGUCCUCGACGGAUCAUUUUGUCCACUUGAGGUUGAGGAAGAUCUGUGGGCACAAAGCCUCUUUGAUCUGAUUGCAGACACGCUGUCCCGCUACAACAAGCCUUGGGAGGCUGUGCACUUCAUGGUCGCCGACAAUUGCAGCGUCAACCAGUACAUUGGUAGUCGUGAGGGUGGUCUACCUAUGGUAGGCUGCGCUUCACACAGGCUCAAUCUGGCUGUGACGGACUACCUAACCAGCUACGAGGCCCUACUGUCGAAAAUCCACGCUCUGAUGACUAAGCUCCGAAUUAUCAAGGGCGAGCCAUUCUUCGUCGAGUUACCGACCUGUCGCCCCUCCAUCGAUAUGAUACCAGGUGGUCGAGUACCUAUGCAAUGGUACAACGGUACACGAAGCUAA